Cygnus olor (mute swan) is the source of this 1369-nucleotide messenger RNA. RefSeq names its product leucine rich repeat containing 61 (gene LRRC61). Lineage: Eukaryota; Metazoa; Chordata; Aves; Anseriformes; Anatidae. The transcript has 2 exons. Gene Ontology annotation, biological process: outer dynein arm assembly. The record is from RefSeq and is a predicted model, not a curated record. Gene Ontology annotation, molecular function: protein binding. Gene Ontology annotation, cellular component: cytoplasm. Bases 114 to 893 code for a protein of 259 amino acids.
CCGGUGCCCUUCGGUCCCGGUGCCGGUGCCGGUGCCCCGCCCCCUCCAUCGCCACGGCAACGGGAGGCGGAGCCGAGGGGGCCGCCGGGAGCCGCCGUUCGGCCGCGGCGCGGAUGGAGGCGCGGGCGGAGAAGGGCGAGGAGGGCGCCGGGGCGCGGAUCACGGCGCAGCUGCUGAAGGCCAGCACCGGGCAGUUCGCGCUGGACUCCAUCCUGCUGCUGAGGCUGCGCGGCCGCGGCAUCGCCGACCUGGGCUGCCUGGGCGACUGCGCCCACCUGGAGUGGCUGGACCUCUCCGGCAACGCCAUCUCGCAGCUGGGCCCGCUGGCCGGCCUCAAGCAGCUGGCCGUCCUCAACCUCUCCCGCAACCGCGUCUCCAGCCUGGAGCCGCUGGGCUCCUGCGAGAGCCUGCAGAGCCUCAACCUGGCGGGCAACCUGGUGAGCAGCCUGCAGCAGCUGCGCUGCCUGGCCGGCCUGCGGCGCCUGGAGAGCCUGCGGCUGCGCGACGCCCUGGGCCAGCUCAGCAACCCCGUCUGCGCCGCCGCCGCCGCCUACCGCGCCGCGCUGGCCGAGGCGCUGCCCGGCCUCAAGGCCAUCGACGGCGAGCGGGUGUCGGGCCGCGGCAGCGAGCUCUUCCAGCUCUGCCGGGACCUCGACAGCUCGCUGGGGCACGGCCCCGGCCCCGCGCCGCCCCGCGCCGCCCAGCCCUGGGUGCAGGCGAGUUUCUGGGAGCCGCCGCCGCCCCGGCGCAGCUCCGUCAUAGAGGAGGCGUACAAGCAGUUCGGCGAGGCGCUGCAGGAGUGCCGGGAGCUGAGCCGGCGCGCCGACGACACCAUCGCCCAGGCGGAGCGGGCGCUGGGCGUCCGCGGCGACCCCAGCUCCUACAUCUUCUGAGCGGGGAAGAGACCCGGUCCCGGAGCCCCGCACGCCACCGUCCCACCCCGUCCGCCCCCAGCCGGGGUCCCCGAGGAGCCACGAAGCCGGCCUCGCCUCCGGGCCGCUGCGGUGCCCGAGCCCCACUCCGCUCUGGAGCAGCACCCGGGCUGGCCGCCGAGCUGGCUGCUUCAUCCACCUCGUUGCGCUUCGUGCCCUCGGAGCCCAGGGCAGCUCCCAGCGGGUCCUGAGCUCACGGCCUCCACGGGGACCUGGGCCGGGAAACCAGGGCUCCCCAUCCCUCACAUCGACGCAGCAGGAGCAGAGGAGCACUUCCACAUCUGGUGGAUUUCGGAGCUGUCCCCAACCCCCCCGGCCCGGCGGAGGAGCUGUGCUGAGAGGUGGGGAGGGGGGCUGCAGGGCGGGGGGCUGGGGGCAGGGACGGAGGGGUGUCACGGAGCGAUGGAGGCUGUGCAGUAAAGGCGUGCUGUCCUCGA